Molecule: messenger RNA, 348 nt
Organism: Paramecium pentaurelia
Lineage: Eukaryota; Ciliophora; Oligohymenophorea; Peniculida; Parameciidae
Source: the annotation of a GenBank genome assembly
AUGAAAAUAGAAGUUCAUAUAAAGGAUAAACAAUUUGCAAUAAAUUGUGGAGAUGGAUUACAGAAAGUCAAAUGGUUGGGAGAUGUGGCUAUUUUUAGACAUAGUCAUUUCUAUUCAUAAAUAAAUUCAACAACAAAAGGAAUUAAAUUAGAGAAUGGAGAAAUGGUUGAUUUGAAUGCAAUAAUUAGUAGUACUUUAGCAGAGAAUACACAUGUUUGGGUUGUUUUAAAAGGUAUAAUUUACAAUAGAAAAUAUUAUAGAAGAUUUAGAAGCAAUGGGAAUGGAUAUGAAAUAGUAAUAAUAAUAACAUAAGAGACCAAUAACUGCUGUGAGUAGAAAAAAGUGAAC